AUGAGCACACAACUGAAUGAAUUCCAUUCACUUCUGGAGAAGGUCUACCACAACAUGGGAGCAACUAAAGACCAGAAUAGUAACUCAAACUAUAGUCCCAUCAGUCAGGCUCUUACUACAGAAGAAUAUAUAAAGUACCAUCUUGCAAUGGUUUUGAGAUUGAUCUGUUCUCAAACACGAGCAGUUCUGGCAACAAUGCUAUUGAUGGUCAAUGAGAAUGCCUUCUUGUCAUCCAACCAUCUCAUUGCUGAUAUAGUGCAAAGCUAUACAUAUCAGCAAGCUUAUGUAAAGUCUGUUUUGUCUACAGUUAUAGAAGAGAAAGCCCAAAGACAUGUUUUGUAUAUGCUUCAAAGGGCAAAAGCUUUGCCAGAAAAGAUAGCUCAACUGUUGUGGUGGUUGAAGUUGAAGAAGUUUUUAAGAGAAAGAAUUGAAGAUUUGAGAUUAGGAACAAAGAUUUGUGAGAACUUGUGUAGGUUUUAUUUAUUGAGAAAAGAUUUGAUAUCAAAGUUUGACCAGGUUCCUACACUGAACUACUACUGCUAUUUAUAUUAUUUUGGAUCGGGAAAAUUAUAUGACUGGGGUCAGCUGAGGCCUUAUAUUAUUUCCUUCAGACUUAUUCUCAAUUACAGCAGUAGUCAAUACUCAUUUACAACAUCAACAAAAUUGGAUUUCUUGAUGCCAGUCCAGAAAGACAAAAACUACAAGGCAAUUCACUUGGCUGACAAGACAAAACUUGAGUCUAAGUUUGAUGAGACUGUCAUUGACCUUCUGGACUAUGACAUGUUGUCUGAUAUUGAGUCAAAUGAGAAGAAGAAUAGAACUAGAUAUACUUCUAGAAAUAGACAUCCCUUGAGACUUGCUAACAAGGGACCAGAUGUCAUUGGCAAUUCUGUCUAUCUAAUCAUUUUGAGAAACACUGAGUUGUCAAAAGAAAAAAAUGCGCGUGUUGCUGCUUGCAUUCACACACACUAA
Molecule: messenger RNA, 972 nt
Organism: Phycomyces blakesleeanus NRRL 1555(-)
Lineage: Eukaryota; Fungi; Mucoromycota; Mucoromycetes; Mucorales; Phycomycetaceae
Exons: 5
Coding region: 1-972 (323 amino acids)
Source: RefSeq, a predicted model, not a curated record